This is a messenger RNA of Zingiber officinale, 682 nucleotides long. RefSeq lists its product as uncharacterized. NCBI's taxonomy places the organism in Eukaryota, Viridiplantae, Streptophyta, Magnoliopsida, Zingiberales, Zingiberaceae. The record is from RefSeq and is a predicted model, not a curated record. Gene Ontology annotation, biological process: protein export from nucleus. Gene Ontology annotation, cellular component: nuclear pore; cytoplasm. Gene Ontology annotation, molecular function: nuclear export signal receptor activity. The transcript is spliced from 3 exons. The coding region runs from base 95 to 454 and encodes 119 amino acids.
UGUUGACAUUGUUGAAAAGUGUCUGAGGGCAGUUACUGCCCUUGCUUCCUAUCAUUAUAGAGAGAAAAUUAUAGGCAAAGAAGGGCUGGCUAAGAUGGCAAUGAGCUCACCACAAUCAACAGGAGAUUUUCAGGACAGUAUUUUAAGUUAUUUCCUUAGGUUGCUGCUACAGUUGCUUCUAUCUCAAGAUUUCAGAAUGGAACUUGCCGGUUCUUCAGCUGAUUGUCUCCUUCCAUUAGUUUUGUGUGAACACGAUCAAUAUCAGAAAAUGGUACAAGAAUUCUUAGACAGACAACAAAGCCCUGCUAUAAUGUCAAGAUUGGCAAGUGCAUUCUCUGCUCUUACAAGCGGAAACAAGCUCUCUUCUUCGCUCGACAGGCCAAAUCGCUUCAAGUUCAGGAAAAAUCUUCAAAUUUUCUUGACUGAAGUUUCUGGCUUUCUCAGUAUCAUCUGAAUGGCUUGGAGGACCACCUGCAAUUGCAUACAUAUUUUAUACAUAUGAAAUUUUGGAGUCUUGCAACUAGGCAAAUUGUCAUUUUUAUAGCGAUAAUUGGCAUUUGCAAGUAAACCUGUAAAUACAAGAGAUGAUGACAGACAAAUUGUGUGCGAUGUAUGGGCUAAAUGUUGAGAUGCUAUGUAUUUUUUGUGAGACCUAGUGUAGUGCUUAUAGGGUUGGGUUUCA